CAUACGAUCUCAAAGACAUAUUUUUGAGUAGCUUUGUUUUCUUUCUGGCCAUAGUUGAAAGUAGCUAAAACAGCAUGAAAUGCUUGAAAAUGGGACAAGAAUACCACUUUUUCUCCCUGCCAAAGCAAUGAGACAAACCUUGAUAAAUCUGUCUGCCUUAUUUGAGUCUUUAAAUGGUUUGCUCAUUAUUGCGGAUAAAUGCUGCAUGCUUUUGCUAAACAAGAUGAAUAAUCCUCAACACACACAUCCAGAAUAAAUACUUCUAGUUUUUUCCCCAUUUUAUUUUCCACCGUUGGACUUAAUCAUUUGUGCAUUCAAAUUGAAACUGCUGCACUGCCCUUCAUGUGUUUCAUAGUUCAAGUUUGAAUGUAGGUUAAACCUGCUGUCAGUGUGUCUAGUUUUCUGAAGAGGAUGUGAAUUGAAACUUUAUCGCCUUUACUAUAGUGUAAUUAUUCUUGUCUUCUGUGCUGAGCUCAUUCUCAGCCCUCAUGCCACCCUGCAGCCCUUUCAGUCCCAGCAGCUCACUAAUGCCCUGUGCAGCCUCUGGCCUCCCGAGUGAUCAUUAUUGGCCGUGAUUGACACGUUGGGAUGGUGUGCAUUUCAUUGAUGAGAAUUUUAGAGCCCUGGGGCUCGUGAUCUUUCAGGGAUCGGUGCUCCGUCACCCUACAACCAUCCCAGGGGGGACAGUCACAGAUCGGUUUCAAAUACUCUGCCUCUUUCUUCACCAAAGGCAAACUAACCUAAACUGCCAUCCAGGAGUCUGCAGAGGACAACCUGUAGGAAGCAACUGUAGCAGCACCAGUGAUCUGCCGGACUCCAGAGGUGCCUCAGCAACAGGCUUCAACGCUUCUUAGAGAGAUAUGAAGAUACUGGGCCAGAUUGCUUUCUUGCUUCUGCUUGGGGGAAUCUGGUGUCAGAACAACCGUAAUGCGAAAGCCGGUGGCAAGUCCACCAAGAGGUCUGGUGGGAACCAAGGAGGUGAUGGUGGCCAGUCACCCCCCACUGUUGAACUGACUCCUGGAAGCACUGGAGGCUCUGGAAGCACGAGAGGCACUGCUGGUGGUACAGCUGAAGCCGGACGGGAGGGCGCUGCGGGAGCCCGAGCACCUGGACAGCAGACAGAUGAUAUGAGGCUGUACUUCCUCAAGAACACCCAAGUUACAUGCAAUGAUGGAACAGCAGCUGGGUUUUACCUCAAGGAGUUCAGAGGAAGCCGCCGAUGGCUGUUAUUUCUGGAAGGCGGCUGGUGCUGCUACAGCAAAGAGACCUGCGAUUCCAGGUACCAAAAUAUCCAGCGACUGAUGAGCUCAUCAGGUUGGCCCCAAACAAAAAGAGGAACUGGAAUACUGUCUCCUCAAGCAGAAGAAAACGCUCACUGGCAUAAUGCAAACAUUGUAUUCAUCCCGUACUGUUCCAGUGAUGUAUGGAGUGGUACUGGGCCGGCUCCGACCCCUCCUCCCCGGCCACGACAAGGCAGAGAGAAAGAAAGAGAGAGGAGCGCAAAUGCAACUGAGUACACCUUCAUGGGAUCCCUGAUCAUCCGCGAGGUCAUCAAAGACCUCAUCCCCAAAGGAAUCAAGCAGGCCAAGGUUGUAAUGCUGUCUGGCUCGAGUGCUGGCGGUACAGGUGUUUUGCUGAACAUCGAGAGGGUGGCCAGUCAGCUGGAGCAGCUCGGUGCUGAGGCUCAGGUCCGAGGCCUUGUGGACUCCGGCUGGUUUAUAGAGAGCAAGCAGCAGAGGUCGCCCAACUGUCCCGAGACUGUCUCCUGCUCGCCCGAAGAUGCCAUCAAGAUAGGACUCAGACUGUGGAACGGGGUUGUGCCUGAUAGGUGUCGGCAGCUCUAUAAGAAAGGAGAGGAGUGGCAGUGCUUCUUUGGACACAGACUCUACUCUACCUUGACCUCCCCCCUGUUUGUUGUGCAGUGGCUGUUCGAUGAGGAGCAGCUUAGGGUGGAGAACAUCUACAUCGGAGGACAGAGUCUGUCUGAGGUGCAGUGGCAGUACAUACAGAACCUGGGCACGGAGCUCAAGAACUCCCUGAGAGAUGUCACGGCUGUAUUUGCUCCGUCUUGCCUGUCCCACACAGUGCUUACUAAAAGUAACUGGAUGAGUUACCAAGUGAGAGGCACUUCUCUGCCGAGGGCCCUGCACUGCUGGGACCGGAGUCUGGAGGCAACGCGCAACAACAGGACGCCUGCCAAAGGUUGUCCUUUCCAUCUGGUCGACACCUGCCAGUGGCCCCAGUGCAACCCCACCUGCCCAGCCUUGGUUGACCAGGCCACCCAGCAGGAGCUUACCCUGCUCCAGAUGCUAGUCGCCAUGGGCCUUGACCUCCAGAGGCUGGGCUUGGAUCCCCAGGGAGAUGAGGUUCCUCUGGCCAGCAUGGUCAGCAAUGGUGGCUAAGUGGGAAGUAGGGAAGCAGCCUAUGAGAUAGCCAGGCAAAGGCUUAACAGAGGAAAAAAAUGUGUUGAAAUUUUAAUGUAACCAUAGAAAUAGUACAGAAAUCUGGUUACUACGUUUUGUGCUGCUCAGCAUUCCAUUACGCUCCAUGUGUCUGUUAAAUUGGUGGCUGGUGGGUAUGUCGAUGUGUCUGGGUCUGAGUGGUUUGGCUCUCCCUCUACUGGACAUCGGAGGAAAGAGCUUUAGGCCCGAACUAAAGGGGUUUCACUUAUUCUGGUUGAAGAGCUUUACAUUUUUUAGCAGGUGGCUGGACAUACUCUACCAUCUACGGCUCAAUUUCAUCCUGAUCACUCAACAUGGAAAUUUAACUUCAGAGCCAGCGGCACAAACAUGUUGCUUAGACAGGACUGAGAGAAAGGAAACGUGUACAACAUAUACUGGAGUUGUUAGUGUUUGCUUUAAAUAAAGGUUAAUUUAUUCUCUUUCUAUCUAAUAGUCAAACUUUCCUUAUCAUAGCAAUUAUUCAGGAUGGGAUGAUUUUGAUUCUGAUUCUUACAUAACAAAACACACUCACACUGAUCCAUUUACUUUUUGCACACAUACUUACAAAGACAAUGAGUUUUUGUGACAUAGUUUUAGUCUUUAGCUCCUGAUGCAAUGCUAACAAAUAUAAAUACAUAUUAUUAAGUGUGACAAAAGUUAUUGAUAUAUUUGAUAUAUUUCUGUGUAGGUCAUGGGAGUUAAUCUCUGUCCUAUUACAAUAAUUUGUUCUCAUUUAUAGGGGACAAUAUUAUUAUUUUUUUUAAAAUGUUACUUACUGUUGAACUAUUUUGACAAAAGAAAAAGCUCCACAAAAAAAGACUACUACUAUUCACCGCCCAACUUUUAAGAUAAUCUAUAUCCAUAUAAAAUGACACAAUACAGACUAUGUAUUGCAAUUCUUCAUCGUCAACAUUUUAAUACCAGCUUUUUUGUUGUUGUUGUUUUUUCCAGCCGUUUGUAGAUGUUACUGUAACUGUGUGUUUUGAAUUCUUCAAGCUACUGUAAUAACUAUGUCAUAUGAUUAGGAUUUGACUCAAUUGUACCUGCUGGUAAAAGUAGUAGACUGAGUUAUUGCACAUGUUGAAGCAGGAAAUAAAAAAUAUGAACUGG
Molecule: messenger RNA, 3551 nt
Organism: Scophthalmus maximus (turbot)
Lineage: Eukaryota; Metazoa; Chordata; Actinopteri; Pleuronectiformes; Scophthalmidae
Gene: notum2
Product: notum pectinacetylesterase 2
Exons: 13
Coding region: 861-2402 (513 amino acids)
Molecular function (GO): hydrolase activity
Source: RefSeq, a predicted model, not a curated record